Molecule: messenger RNA, 4364 nt
Organism: Miniopterus natalensis
Lineage: Eukaryota; Metazoa; Chordata; Mammalia; Chiroptera; Miniopteridae
Gene: SLC38A1
Product: solute carrier family 38 member 1
Biological process (GO): L-glutamine transport; amino acid transmembrane transport
Cellular component (GO): plasma membrane
Molecular function (GO): L-glutamine transmembrane transporter activity
Source: RefSeq, a predicted model, not a curated record
UGUUCAGUCUCCCGCAGCCGCGGUCGCUGCAUCCUCAGCGACAGGGAGACAGCCGGCGCUGCCGCCAGGAGAGACACCAUGUGACCCGCACUGCUCAGUAACAAGCAGCGUCGGUUCCAGAGCGGGCGCGCCUGGGGGAGGUGAGCGCGCGCAGGACGAGGAGGAAUGGCCUGACUCUCCCCGUUAAACCCUCACAAGCUAUGGAUGCGCGCGGGCGACGCGGCCCCCGGUAGGAGAAUGACUGCGAUUCGAAACUCUCAGCGCCCGAGCGUGUCGCAGGGUCCUGGAACCAAUCCUCCUAAGAUACCAAGGGAUGCCUGUACCAGGUCUUAACUUACCAGCUUAGGGACUUUGGGGGUGUCAAGCUUAUAUUUUUGCUGCUGUCCACUUGUAAAUACACUCAGAACAGGAGAUUUUGGACGAAUUUUUUGGCUACAGGUAUUUUGUAAACAUGAUGCAUUUCAAAAGUGGACUUGAAUUGACUGAGUUGCAAAACAUGACAGUCCCCGAAGAUGACAACAUCAGCAAUGAUUCCAAUGACUUCACUGAAGUAGAAAAUGGUCAAAUAAAUAGCAAAUUUAUUUCUGAUCGUGAAAGUAGAAGAAGUCUCACAAACAGCCAUUUGGAAAAAAAGAAAUGUGAUGAAUAUAUUCCAGGAACAACCUCCUUAGGCAUGUCUGUUUUUAACCUAAGCAACGCCAUUAUGGGCAGUGGGAUUUUGGGACUCGCCUUUGCCCUGGCAAACACUGGGAUCCUACUUUUUCUGAUACUUUUGUCUUCAGUGACACUGCUGUCUAUAUAUUCCAUAAACCUUCUGUUGAUCUGCUCAAAGGAAACAGGCUGCAUGGUUUAUGAAAAGCUGGGAGAACAGGUCUUUGGCACCACGGGGAAGUUUGUAAUCUUUGGAGCCACCUCUCUCCAGAACACCGGAGCAAUGCUGAGCUACCUCUUCAUAGUAAAAAAUGAGCUGCCCUCUGCCAUAAAGUUUCUAAUGGGAAAGGAAGAGACAUUUUCAGCCUGGUAUGUGGACGGCCGUGUUCUGGUGGUGAUAGUUACCUUUGGCAUAAUCCUCCCUCUAUGUCUCUUGAAGAAUUUAGGGUAUCUUGGCUAUACUAGUGGAUUUUCCUUGAGCUGUAUGGUUUUUUUCCUAAUAGUGGUUAUCUACAAGAAAUUUCAAAUUCCCUGCAUUGUUAAAGAGCAGGGAAUAAAUUCAACAAUAAUAAGUGAUAAUUCAACAAAUACUGGCAUGUGUACGCCAAAAUAUGUUACCUUCAAUUCAAAGACGGUGUAUGCUCUACCAACCAUUGCAUUUGCAUUUGUCUGCCAUCCAUCAGUCCUGCCAAUUUACAGUGAGCUUAAAGAUCGAUCACAGAAAAGAAUGCAGAUGGUUUCAAAUAUCUCCUUUUUUGCCAUGUUUGUUAUGUACUUCUUGACUGCCAUUUUUGGCUACUUUACAUUCUAUGAAAACGUGAGUUCAGACCUCCUUCACAAGUACCAGAGCAAAGACGACAUUCUAGUCCUGACGGUACGGCUGGCUGUCAUCGUUGCUGUCAUCCUCACGGUGCCAGUGUUAUUUUUCACGGUUCGUUCAUCUUUAUUUGAACUGGCUAAGAAAACAAAGUUUAAUCUAUGUCGUCACAUCUUUGUUACCAUAAUACUCUUGGUCAUUGUUAACUUGUUGGUGAUCUUCAUACCCUCCAUGAAGGAUAUUUUUGGAGUCGUAGGAGUUACAUCUGCUAAUAUGCUUAUUUUCAUUCUUCCUUCAUCUCUUUAUUUAAAACUCACGAACCAGGAUGGAGAUAAAGGAACUCAAAGAAUUUGGGCUGCCCUUUUCUUGGGCCUGGGGGUAUUGUUCUCCCUGGUCAGCAUUCCCUUGGUCAUCUACGACUGGGCCUGCUCACCGGGGAAUGACGAAGGCCACUGAGACCUACUGAGAAAAGGAAACACUACCACCUGCUGCUCGGUCAAGUCACCAUCCAUCAGCAACCCUCAUCACUUCUUUUGCAAGUUUACAGAAGCAAAUUUACAAGAUACUUAAAAAGGAAUCACAUUUUGGUAGCAAACCAGAGACCUGUUUCUAUAAUGGUUCAUGUCCCUCCAAAAUUUGGGAUCAAUUUAAGGAUCAUGGAUUUUUUUUUUCCUCCAAAUUUCAUGCAAGCAUAUUUCCUAGUACUUUCCACAAUCAGUUAUUUUUUCACUCUCUUAACUCAAUUUUUGUGUGAUGUCAAGGUAUCUUAGAACUUUGAAAACAUGAUCAUCAGUCAUGUUUGUUUAUUAUACAUCCAGAUUCUGAAAUAAUUUUCCUACAGAUGUUCAGCUCACACUAUCUGUACCUUUUUAGAAGAAAAAAAAAAAAUCUUGAAUUGUAUAUAUUUAUUUUGCUUUACAGAGACAAAAAUGGUUUCAUAAAUAAUUUGCCUAUUUUGGUUAACAUAGCACACAGGGAUCAUCGUAUGAGAGUCACAGGGUGUGUGCUGUUGCUGGGUCCGAGCACGAGUGUUUGAGGUGGCUCGCAUCACCUGGCAGCUGAGCUCCGGCAGACCAGUGGCCUCCCUGGUACCACGUCCACUCCAUGUAGAGAUGUUCUCUGGUGACGUGUUCUCAGCGGGGAAGGGGUGGAAACGAUUCUUACCUUGGUAAAUAUAUUAAACUGCACAUUUGGGUAAUCUAGCAAAUGAAGUUUUGUUUCCCUCUUGGCAACUUGUGUCAAAGUUACUCUGACCUGAGCCCAUUUCUACUGGGGGAGUCCCACGACACCUUUAUAAUAAAUUGAGGAGCAAGAAUGCUGCAAAAAGAUUAUCCUAAACGCCUAGGAAAAUAUUCCUCUGAUGCAGAUAGCCUUUAGCCCUACACUCUGUUGUUGAAGGGGAAGCAUUUCUUAAAUUACGCCUCCAGCAGCUUUUCUUCAUGUCCGCCAGCUUCUUGCACAGAGAACAAGGUAUCUAACCAAGGAUGAUCUAAGUAAUUCCUGUUUUAUAUUGGGUACUUGGGAGGGGGGAGGGGCUUUAAAAUACUUGUUUUAUAUCUAUAAAUUUAGGUUCCUGCAAAUACAAGAUUUUUGUAUUUUAAAUAAGCCUCAUUCCUGUUUCUUCUCCAUUAAUAAUCCAUCCAGAGUGUUAGAAAAAGAAAAAGAGAACCUCAGAGAUAGUCUUUGAGGAGAACUUGUGACAACAUCACUGAGUACCUUCCUUCCCCCAGCUGAGGACCUCAGUGUCCGUGCCAUUCCCUCUCCUUCCUAGCCUAGGGCUGGGCCUUGCCUGCCUGCCCCAUGCACCCCACACGGGAUAGAGCUGCCUUGCACUCCUACCCGAGCCCCUCUCCUAAAGGGGAAAGAAGGAAGCUACACAGACUGAGAAGGGAGAGAGUUUGGGACAAGGUAGCUUGGAAAGCAAUGGGGAACAGAACCCCAGAACUGCAUUACCUCUAAGCUGGCCCAUCACCUGUGGCUGGAUUGUCUAUGUCACACAGUAAAUGUGUGUGCUCUAUGAGCUGAUCUCUUAAAACAGGCCUUGUGUUUUAAUCUAUAGUCUCGCUGAAUUUGUCAAACCCAGAAGUUCACCGAGCAACAGAUUUCUUAUCCUGCGAUAAGCAGAAUCUAACCGCAGACUCUUGGCAGAGUUUCCAGGCACUGAGCUCUGGAUUCUGUUCCUCCCCUACUCAAAUCCCCAGAGGCCUCUGCACUCCCUUGGAGCACCAUGGACCUGUCCCCUCCCCUUACAGACCACUGUCCCAUAGAAAAGGCAGACAUCGGAGCACCUUGUCUCUCUCCUCUUGGGGGAGGAGGAAAGAUUAUUUCCUCCUGCAUUUCUUGAUAGGGUCAUCAUAGCUUUUAAUGUAACAUUCCAGAAUUAGAUUCACAUUAGGUCGUAGUUCAGGUAUUUAGAUACGAAUACCUAACCCAGUAAUACAGAAGACACUCCUUUUCAGCAGUGUCUUUCAUAUUAGAUGAGCAGGGAGAGAAACUAAUUGGCCCUUGGAGGCUUGUCUAGAGCACCAAGUAAUGCAAUACCAGAGAGUGGGAUGGCUCUCCAUUUAAAAAACAACAACAACAAAAACUAUUUAGUUUACAAUUAUAUUGUGUUACUAUCUUCCUUAUUAAUUUACAGCAAUUCAUUUUACACUCCCAAAGUCAAUUUAGAAAUGUAUCAUUAACUCUUGGGGGAAGAAGGAUGUGUAGCGAUAUUUUUGGACCUCUGGAUUUUAUGUAUCAGUACAAGGAAUGAUUAGUAUUUAAAAUAUAUUUAUUUCGAGGAGGCACGUUGUUGUAGAUGUCUGAUACCACAGAUUUUUAAAAUAUUCUCUGUAUGUUUAUCUAAGUUUGUUGUUGACUGAAUAUAAUAGACCCUACUGUAGCUUGUCAAACA